Molecule: messenger RNA, 210 nt
Organism: Eruca vesicaria subsp. sativa (arugula)
Lineage: Eukaryota; Viridiplantae; Streptophyta; Magnoliopsida; Brassicales; Brassicaceae
Source: the annotation of a GenBank genome assembly
AUGAUGACGAAAACUCUGACCAAAGUUGAGACCUUUGGGUUUAAGAGAAUAGGAACAGAGACUCCAGAAGUUGAGUUGUUGAAAGAGAGGAUGGCAAAGUUGCUGCUUGGUGAAGACAUGUCAAGUUCUGGUGAAGGAGUUUGUCCUGCUUUAGCCAUCUCAAACGCUAUUACCAAUCUCUAUGAACAUCCCCGAUGGAAGCAAGAUUGA